Molecule: messenger RNA, 1374 nt
Organism: Daldinia caldariorum
Lineage: Eukaryota; Fungi; Ascomycota; Sordariomycetes; Xylariales; Hypoxylaceae
Exons: 2
Coding region: 527-886 (119 amino acids)
Molecular function (GO): nucleic acid binding; zinc ion binding
Source: RefSeq, a predicted model, not a curated record
AUCAGUUUAAUGCCACACACCUUUGUUGCUAGGUAAACAAAAAUUGUGCAACUCUUAAAAUAGUGCAUCUAUGCUCCAAGGUUGAACCCGUUUAAAUAUUAUUCCAUAUAGGGAAGAGCUUUGCAUGCUUGCAACAUGGACCUGAGUAACGACCUUGCUUGCUGUACUUAGGUAGGUACUGCCGCUCGCCCGGAGAUGCGAAGUGGAUAAGAGCCGGAUCAAAUUCGGGCCCGGAAUAUUAAGCCGUAACUGCCACGCUGCUACAGCAAAUUACGCCCGGACCACCUGAUCGCCACUGCCUAACUACAUAGUACUAGUAGAUUGCUAGACUAAAAAUAUUCACCCCACCAAAAUUUCUACGCCUAGGAAAUCUUCGACUCAACUUACCUAAUACACUAUAUGUGAAAGCAAUCACUUGGUGACCUCUAUCACUACGGCUACGAGAUUCUCGUCUUCUUCAAGAACGUAAUACCUAUAAUACCUGCCAUCGUAUUUACCAUCCAAGUAGUCGCCGCCGCCGCUUGCCAUGGGUGUCACUAACAAGCGCACUCUCACCAAGACUCGUCGCAAGACGAGGGACAUCGACCAGAUCAAAGCCGACCUCCGCUCGCCGAAACAUCUAGCCCAAUUCAAGAACACGAAGGCGGCAGAAGAUCUCCCCGGCCUAGGAAAAUGGUACUGCACCGAAUGCGCAAAAUGGUACGAGUCGGAACAUAGUCUCGUCGUCCACAGGAAGGGAAAGCCUCAUAAGAGAAGAGUCAAGCAACUUCGCGAGGAGCCGUACACUCAGAAGGAGGCCGAGGCCGCUGUCGGUAUAAGCACCGAUAAUCAAGGCCCCUACCGAACCGAGAGCGGUGUCGAUAACGAGAUUACCAUGUCAACAUGAGCGGCUAAAUCCCACCGCGAAAACUUCCUAUGAUGACAGGCAUCUGCGACGUUCAAUUAAUUCAUAAGCGUUAUCCAUGAAGCAUAAGUUGGGGCGCCUUAUGGAGUGCGCCAAUGCGUUACAAUACUUCCUAAAGUAUUUUCUGGUCAAAUGAGGGCCGAUGCUCAGAUCUUAAGCUUGCAGUAUCUCGAGGGUUUUUUCAAGAAGUUGUCCGCUUCGCUUACUUCAAACCGCGGGCUCUGGGCUUGACGAGACCACUAGCUCGACCUCGGCCCGUGCCGGUUCUACCUCUUGACUGCGAGCCGCCUCUCGAGGGGGCCGGGACGCGGGAUUGACGAGUAUCUGGCGCCGCAAACUUCUUAGGAGUCGGCUUAGACAGGGUCGGAGGGUUCUCUACGAAGGAGGUGUCCGUAGUCCUAGAGAUAAUUAGUGUUGGCCCUGAGCCCCGUACCAAAUAUAAACAUACAUGAAUGUGGUUUCUCCGUCAA